Meyerozyma guilliermondii ATCC 6260 is the source of this 567-nucleotide messenger RNA. RefSeq lists its product as uncharacterized. NCBI's taxonomy places the organism in Eukaryota, Fungi, Ascomycota, Pichiomycetes, Serinales, Debaryomycetaceae. The coding region runs from base 1 to 567 and encodes 188 amino acids. The transcript has a single exon. The record is from RefSeq and is a predicted model, not a curated record.
AUGAAAUACUCCACCACUGCUUUUGCCCUUACCGCUCUCGUUGCUACCGUAUCUGCUGACUCGGCUCCUGUUGCCCCAACCGUCAACGGUAAGCCAUUCUUUGCUGGUCCUGACUUUGUUGGUUCCGACUCCACCACCCAGCCAAUUCCUACUACCGUCAACGGUAGACCAUUUUUCGCUGGACCUGACUUUGUUGGUUCUGACUCUGUCAACUACAAUGCUACCACCCACACUGGUAUUACCGUUACUGGAUACACCACCUACUGUCCAGCGGCUACUACUGUGACCAUUACCACCUGUAAGGAACACAAGUGUGCCCCAACUCACAUUACCGUUGCUGGUCCAACCACCAUUACCGUUACUGAAGAAUGUGUGGUGCCAUCUACUGCUCCUCCAAAGACUGUUGCUCCAGCUACUACUGCUCCUCCUGCCAAGAGUAGUCCUACCACUGUUGCUGCUCAAUCUUCCAAGCCACCAAAGGUCUCCACCUUGACUGGUGGAGCUCCUCAAAAUGCUGUUGCUGGAGGUUUGAUUGCCGCCGUUGCUGCUGCCGUUGCCAUGGUUUAA